This is a messenger RNA of Eucalyptus grandis, 1651 nucleotides long. Its product is annotated as lysophospholipid acyltransferase 1. Gene Ontology annotation, biological process: phospholipid biosynthetic process; lipid modification; triglyceride biosynthetic process. The transcript has 8 exons. Gene Ontology annotation, cellular component: endoplasmic reticulum; membrane. Gene Ontology annotation, molecular function: acyltransferase activity. Lineage: Eukaryota; Viridiplantae; Streptophyta; Magnoliopsida; Myrtales; Myrtaceae. The record is from RefSeq and is a predicted model, not a curated record. The coding region runs from base 99 to 1496 and encodes 465 amino acids.
AGGACCGCCGAGCGCGGGGUCGAGAGCCGAGCCCGAAAGCCCAACCCCCGCCGCCGCCCCCUCCUCCGCCGCACCGCCGCCGCCCGCCGCCCACCGCCAUGGAGCUCGAGAUGGAAUCCAUGGCCUCCGCCAUCGGCGUCUCCGUCGCCGUGUUCCGCUUCCUCCUCUGCUACCUCGCCACCAUCCCAGUCUCCUUCCUCUGGCGGUUCGUCCCCGGGCGGCUCGCCAAGCACGCCUACGCCGCCGGCUCCGGCGCCCUCCUCUCGUACCUCUCGUUCGGAUUCUCCUCGAAUCUCCACUUCCUGGUGCCGAUGCUGCUCGGCUACCUCUCGAUGGUGGCCUGCCGGUCCAAGUGCGGCAUCCUCACUUUCUUCCUCGGAUUCGGCUACCUGAUUGGCUGCCAUGUCUACUACAUGAGUGGGGAUGCAUGGAAAGAAGGAGGCAUUGAUGCGACUGGAGCUUUAAUGGUACUGACAUUGAAAGUAAUCUCAUGUGCAAUCAAUUAUAAUGAUGGGUUGCUGAAAGAGGAGGAUCUUCGUGAUUCUCAGAAGAAGAAUCGUUUAAUUAAGUUGCCCUCAUUGAUAGAGUACUUUGGCUACUGCCUCUGCUGUGGCAGUCACUUUGCUGGUCCUGUUUAUGAGAUGAAGGAUUAUCUGGAAUGGACUGAAGGGAAGGGGAUUUGGAGCCGCUCUGAUAAAGGACCUAAACCAUCACCUUUUGGCGCAACCGUGAGAGCUAUUCUCCAAGCAGCCUUUUGCAUGGGUUUAUACCUGUACCUGGUGCCCCAAUAUCCACUGUCUCAGUUUACGGAUCCAGUAUACCAUGAAUGGGGAUUUUGGAAGCGGUUGAGUUAUCAAUAUAUGGCUGGCUUCUCGGCUCGUUGGAAGUAUUAUUUCAUCUGGUCAAUUUCUGAGGCCUCCAUAAUUAUAGGUGGCCUUGGGUUCAGUGGCUGGACAGAGUCUUCUCCACCAAAGCCAAAGUGGGAUAGGGCAAAGAAUGUUGACAUCCUAGGAGUUGAGUUUGCAACGAGUGCAGUUCAGUUGCCACUUGUGUGGAAUAUCCAAGUCAGCACUUGGCUCCGUCAUUAUGUUUAUGAUAGGCUUGUUCAGAAGGGGAAAAAACCUGGCUUCUUCCAGUUGCUGGCAACUCAGACAGUCAGCGCAGUUUGGCAUGGAUUGUAUCCUGGAUAUAUCAUUUUCUUUGUACAGUCGGCCCUGAUGAUAGCUGGAUCUAGAGUGAUAUACAGAUGGCAACAGGCAAUUCCUCCAAAGAUGGCUCUGAUGAAGAACAUAUUAGUGUUUUUGAACUUUGCCUACACGUUAUUGGUUCUGAAUUAUUCAUGUGUUGGUUUCAUGGUGUUGAGUUUACACGAGACGAUUGCCUCGUACGGAAGUGUAUAUUACAUCGGAACCAUUCUUCCCAUAGCUUUGAUCCUCCUUGGGUAUGUAAUCAAGCCGGCGAAACCAGCCAGAUCUAAAGGUCGCAAGGAACAGUGAGAAUCGGGAAGGCGGUCUGGUUAGAGACUUACUAGGUUUUUUUUAAAGGUCGUUUCGACAUGUAGCUGGUUCAAAUGGCUACGCUCUGCUGCUUUGUAUUUCCUUUGAACAAUGGCACCCCUCUGUUAUAAUUAAAUGACUCAGUUUUUCUCCUA